Molecule: messenger RNA, 1655 nt
Organism: Mytilus californianus (California mussel)
Lineage: Eukaryota; Metazoa; Mollusca; Bivalvia; Mytilida; Mytilidae
Exons: 4
Coding region: 35-748 (237 amino acids)
Source: RefSeq, a predicted model, not a curated record
AUAUAUAUAUAUAUAAAUAUAGGUAAAAAUAAAUAUGGCGAAAAGACGAACUGUACGUAUAGAUAUAGGUGUGUUCCAAAUAACUCCGUGCACUUUACUAAGUAUAUUUUUGUUCGGAUAUGCACUACAUUUCAUAGGAUUCUUUUCACCAUUCUGGGUGAUCGAAGGAUGUCACGAAAUUGGACUGUUUUACAGCUGUAGUGACUGCAUGACAUUGAAUCAUACAAGCAGUGUAAGGGGAUGCUUCAUUCACGAUAGUUCAUAUCACGAAGUGAAUCUCUGGUUUCAGGUAGUUUCACUUUUGUUCAAUACUUGCCUGCUGGUUGUCUUGAUAGUUUUCACGCUGUGGCGUUUCUAUGUACGAGAUGUGGUGGGUGACGGUUCGGAAUCUGGGAACCCAUUUGACUACGACUGGCUCCAUGAAAUCAUUGCAGGCUGUAUCUUUAAUUUAAUUUAUACAAUUUCAGGAUUACUAACUCUCAUAGGAUGUAUUAUACUAGCUACUCAUCACGUAUCACAGCUUUCAUGGUCUUUUGGAUUAGGAUGUGCUGGAGGAAUAUAUUCAUUAAUUAUGGUAAUUCUUGCAGAUAUUGUUAUUAUUCAAAUAAAGAGAGGACGUUUUCAUUUGAAUGAAAUAGUGGAAACAGAUUCUGAUCCAGAAGAUGAUUCGAAGACCCUCGCAGUACAUGUCCAGAAACAUGCUCAAUGGAAACUUUCAUUCAAACAGCCUCGUAGUGAAUUUGUCUAGUCUUUAUGCAGAACUGCAUUCGAUAAAGUUAAACAUGUUUCUAAUUUGCAGUGUUUCAUUUUGUCAGCACACACACUGUAGGCGAACAUGAUUUUGGUUUGAUUUUCAAAAAUCGGACUUGAAUAAAUGUGAUAUUUAUUUGUUUCAGGAUAAAAUCAACAAUCACAUCUCAUUUCAGGAAGUAUUCUUGUUAUCAAGUAUGCAUUCACUUGGAAUAAUUCUAAUUGUUUGUAUUUAUAUAAAUGUGACAUUUAAAUGACUUUAAAGAGGAAAAGUUAAGUAUACGCCUUUUGUAAUUCAUUUGACAAAAUAAGAAACAAAAGCUCUUAAUAGAUAUAGAAUAUUCUCUAUUGACAUAUGUGUUCUGAACAGAUUCCCUUAGUAAUAUUUUUUUUGUCUAAUGUGCAUAGCUAUGUUAUAUCUUAUUUACCGUAUUCCUCAUUCCGGAAUACACAGUUUGUAUCUUUUAUGUGUAGUUAACCAACAACAGAUAGGAGGACAACCAUUUGAUUUUUGGGAGGAAAGCAGGAUUUUUCUUACUAUACUGGCUUACUUUUGUGAAUGACAGAGCCAUACGAAAAUUUUGUUAUUUUCACUUUUUUUGUACGUAAUUAUUGCCUGUGUUGUGUUUGGUGGCAUGUUCAUUUUCGUCAUGUCUUGGGCAUUGUUAUUGUUUGUUCUGUUCUUACCAGGGCAGAACAGUAGUUUACAAAAUCCUCCUGCUCCUGCUUGUUGCGAAGCAUAGGCACGCCUUCACCUACUUAGAAUAUAUUAUAGACUCAAAGUUCUGGUUAAAAAAAUACAGUAAGUAAGCUGAUGGCAGAACUAUAUCAUUUAGAUAUAUACUUUGCUUUAUUAUAUAGUUUUAUAAAAAAAAAAAUUUUUACAUAAAUUUUAUCUAUUUUUG